Hyphopichia burtonii NRRL Y-1933 is the source of this 1845-nucleotide messenger RNA. RefSeq lists its product as uncharacterized. NCBI's taxonomy places the organism in Eukaryota, Fungi, Ascomycota, Pichiomycetes, Serinales, Debaryomycetaceae. Gene Ontology annotation, cellular component: mating projection tip. Gene Ontology annotation, molecular function: protein binding; phosphatidylinositol binding. The coding region runs from base 61 to 1458 and encodes 465 amino acids. Gene Ontology annotation, biological process: conjugation with cellular fusion. The transcript has a single exon. The record is from RefSeq and is a predicted model, not a curated record.
AACAUAACCCUUCGUCAUCUUAGGAAAAGACGGCACUCCAGCAUCCAGCCACUCGUUCAUAUGAAAAGCAUUAGGAACUUACCCAUCUCAUCGCCAUCGUCGAUUGCGGAAUUCAACUCGAACUUAAAGUCCAAUAUAAUCUUGGUGGUGAAGUAUCCAUUCGAAGCAGAAAAUGACCCGGAAUUAACCAUUGGGAAAGGCGACUUGUUGAAGUUGUUAGAUCGUCCAGGAACCGGGUGGCUAUUGGUUAAAUUCAUUGAUCGAAUGACCAGUCCAGGAUUGGUGCCGGCCAGUUAUGUUGAUAUUGCAGUUAACGAUCCCAUCAACCCAAUAACUCUUGAUUGGUUACAAGAAAUGAUCAAUAAACCUAUACAAACCCCGACAUUCAAUAACGAAUACUUCGAAUACCAAAUUAAUAAUUUUUUCAAAUCCAAUUUACCGAAAACAAUUAAUAAUAAACCAUAUCCAAUAAGUGCAUCGAUAUCGAAUUUUUACCUUUAUCAAGAUAGAUACUGGUAUCGAUUGGAUAUUAUUUAUAGUGAUAACUCGAAAAACUACCUCUGUAAAUAUUAUCAAGAUUUCUAUAAUUUACAUAUUAAAUUAUUAGAAAAUUUCGAUAAAAUACCAAAAUUACCAGAACCAAUCUCGAUUAAAUCAGAUAAAAAUUUAAUUAAUUCCUUAUUGAAAAGAUGUAACGAUUUGCAUAUCUAUAUUAAUAAAUUAAUUUUGAAUAAACAAAUACAAAUUUCUCAUCAAUUGGUUGAUUGGUUAGAUAUUGAUAAUAAUGAACACGGAUUUCGUUUGGGUCAUAAUGAUUCAAUAAAUUACUCGAAUAUCGAAAUUACAAAUAAAGUUCUUCCAAACUCAAUCGAUAUCUUACAAGAAUACGAACAAGAAAGUAAAUUAGAAAAUUCCAUGGAAUCAAAUAACUCCACCAAUGACGAUACUACAAUUGAAACAACCAUCGAUUCCUUACCGCAAAGAACAAAAUCAAAAAACAUUUAUAAUCAUUACCAGCAAAUUAAAAGUACCACCCUGCCCAAGUUGAGUAUAUCAACCCAACUUUCACCCAAGAAUUCUCCAAUUUCAGCUUCCCCGAAACUAUUCACCCCCGUGUUGACUUCAAUCGAUGAUUUACCUUGCCAAACUCCAUUCACCCCGUUCACCCCAGUCCUGAAUCACAAUUCCAUCCAUUCAAGUCCGUUGGGCUCGCUUCCGUCAAUCAAAUGCAAGAUCCUCACUCCUUCAAAUGAUAUUUUGGCAAUCAAACUAAAUAAAAAUGAAAUUACUAAUUUACAAGUAUUCAAAAAACUAAUUAUGAAAAAAAUUUACUUCAAUUUCUUAUUUAUCAGAUUACCAAAUCAAGUAGAUAAAUCAUUCCAUAAUAUCGAUCACUUGAAUUUCAACCUAAUCGAAUUUGUUAAACAUAAUGAUAAAGUCCUACUCAAAAUCUCUUAAUUUACUUCUUGUGUGUUUUAUUGUAUUAUAUAAUAUAUUCUUUUUCUUUUUUGAAACUGCUCGAAUAUGUACCCUGCUUGAAUUACGUCUCUCUGCGCCAGCCUUAGCCUUUCACCGACCAUUAUCACCCACUAUUAUCACCCACUAUUUUCCCAUUAUCAUGCUGAUCGAUGAUGUUUUGGUGAUGGGCGGACCCCGCCCAAAACGGCAAUUGCGCUUCCGCAAACGGAAACCGCCCGAUCGGGCCAAAUACGUCCCUUUUUGUCCGGGAGCCUGGUGGUUGCACUGGCAGACUUGGAUUGGGUGUAGCACAAGAACAACAAUCAGUAGUAUCUGUAGAUAGUAUCUGUAACGUAGGAGGACCAAUAGGAACUAAGAUGGCCAAAC